AUCUGGGCGUGUUUGGCACUCAAUGAAUAGUGUUUUGUGCAUUCUCAAGUAUCAAUAGCUAGCCAGUGCAGUGAGCAGUGUGUGAGUGUUGUAACUCAAGAAGACUCGAAUGAAGGAUCAUAUCCAAGCUGAACAAUCACAGAUCUAAGGACAACAUUUGAGCCAUACUGAUCAUCUGAGAUGGAGCUCCAUUUCAAGGCUUCCCUCUUGUUGCUGAGUGUCUUCCCUCUGUUAUCUCUUGGCCUGUUACCUUCGAACGCAAGCAAGUCUUACCUCAGUGAUGAUAGCUAUUCACUGUAUCCUCCUUGGUUGGUACUAACUGAGGGACGAUUGGAAUUCAGUUUCAGGACGUCUCUUGCCAAUGCCCUGUUGUUGUAUUUUGAAAGCAAUGAUCUUGUCGCGGGUGAAUUUUUAAAGCUGAGUCUUGUCAAUGGAGUUCUUACUGCUGAACAUAUACGAAUGAACUUUGAGGCAAUUCAAGUAAGCAUUGGAAAUCAGGAACGUUUAAAUGAUAACCAAGUUCAUACUGUAGCAGUUCGUCAUAACAGGUCUAUUUCUCGUUUCACUAUUCGGUUAGAUCAAUUUGUUCCAGAAACAAUAGUUGAUUAUGUAAAAGAUACUUUUCCUUUCGGCGAACCGAAUCAUAUUGCUGAAAGUGGACUAUAUUUUGGUGGUGUGCCUGAUACAUUCGAGUCUCAUCCAGGUAGCUCAGCAACCUCAGAUCCUCACCUCAUUGGCUGCAUUAGCGACGUUCGAUACUCAAACAAUUCAACUCAACCAAUAGACUUAGUUGAAGCGUUUCCACAAGAGGAGGUGUCUGUGACUGACGGGUGUGUUGAUAACUGUGAGGGGGUGGAAUGUGGAGAUGGUGUGUGUGUGCCAACAUUUCCAGUGGGGAUUUGCGAUUGUCGAGGUACUAACAAGCUCGGAGCUAGCUGCACUGAAGAUCCUGCCUCUCACGCUCGUACAUUCACUAGUGGAGGAGCGUAUCUUUGCUAUGACGUCAUUCGAGAGCCUCACAACGGCGAGCAAACAGAAACCAGCGUCACACUAACUCCACCCCUUCCUCUGUAUGGCACCAUUAUCACCGGAGUUUCAUCAAGUGGAUUGAUGUAUUCAGUGUCUCUUGAAGAUGGCAGGAUAGUUCAAACUCUGAGUAGAGAUCAUAAUACGGUUGUUGUAUCUCGUGGGUCGUCGCCAUUGUCGACAUCUUCGACUUACAAGAUUGAUGCAUCAGUAAAUCGAACGUAUAUAACUUUUACAGUGUAUCAACUGCUGCAAGGAGAAGAAGAGUUUGACUAUAAACAGUCAGCAAUAGUGCCAGUGUUGUCUUCUGAUCCUGAUUUCGAGCAUGUUUGUCUGGGUGGAGUUACUCUUGAGGAUAAAAAUUAUGUUGGAACAAUUGAAAGUGCUUUCUCUGAUUACUUCUCUCUAACUGAAGAACGAAAUUUCGAAUUGCUCGGAACUAAUGAAACGGAGAGGUCGAAUCUGAUUAACUUUGAUGGAGAUGCCACUCUAUCAUUUCAAAAAUUUCACACAAAUGCUGUUAGAUUUUCUUUCGACAAGCGGACUGAUAUAACUGGCGAGAUAUUCCGAUUAGAAAAUAAUGAUGGGGAUGUGCUUCGCCUGUCAAUUUUUGAUGACAAUUUUCUUCUUGCUUUACCAGAAUCUGACAAAAGAUGCGUCUACAGUGUAAAAGAUGACCAAUGGCACCAUUUUGAAGUGUUCAUAACUAGAGGACCGGUUGCAAGCAUCAAUUACACAAUAGACUGCACAAAGCAAUGUCAGAUUCUCAGUGAUACCUCUACAGUCGAGAUUGAAGCUUUUUUCAACAAUCCUAUUGAGUUUGCAGUUCCAUUUGAUACACUAAACGGUGAACCCACACUCUUUGAUGGAUGCUUACAGAACUUUGUCUUCGAGCAGAGUGAUGGAGAGCUUCUUCAACCUAACCUCGAGGUUUUGACUCGCAUGGGAAACGAUUUUUCAACAUCUAAGCAAGGUUGUGAUCACUGUACACAGGAGGCCGUUUCUUGUCCAGACACAUGCCUGAAUAGAGACUUUAUGAGAGGUGACGAAUGCAAUCCUGUCGAUGAGAUAUCUUCGUUUGCUUGCUCGACAUUAUUCCCAAAUGCAACCACCCCCACACAGCCAACAACCACCCCCACACAGCCAACAACCACCCCCACUGGCACUAAUGUAACCUUCACCCUCACACCUACAGCUGAUGCACUCGAAGUUGGCACUUGGAUUGGAAUAGGUAUUGGAAUAUUUCUCGCUGCGCUUCUGAUUGUAGUGAUAAUUGUCCUGAGCGUUGUUCUAUUUGGGAAACAAAGAGCUGGCCAAGGAUUUUAUAAAACAUACGAAACAAAUGAAAAGCACCCCCAAGUUAUACACUACAGCGCGUCACUAAAAGAACUCACAUCAGAAGAUGUUAUUGUACAAACCAACGGACAUAUACCCUCUCCAAGUGCAGUAGAAAGUAAUGGACACAGUAACAAAGAGUUCUAUUUGUAAGCUGUGACAGUCACAAUGAUAUGUAGAGUAGGGUUAGUGUUUUAACUUGUGUUGUUUCAGUGUUCUUUUUGUUUUCUUUUCUUCCCACAACCAGCAAACCAUUCUUUUUUUAAUGCAUUAUUAUAAUUAUUAUUAUGGCUUUAAUGAUAACCUGUUUACAUUUGAGUAUGACAUGUAUACAAAGCAA
Molecule: messenger RNA, 2701 nt
Organism: Halichondria panicea
Lineage: Eukaryota; Metazoa; Porifera; Demospongiae; Suberitida; Halichondriidae
Exons: 3
Coding region: 181-2514 (777 amino acids)
Source: RefSeq, a predicted model, not a curated record